Molecule: messenger RNA, 769 nt
Organism: [Torrubiella] hemipterigena
Lineage: Eukaryota; Fungi; Ascomycota; Sordariomycetes; Hypocreales; Clavicipitaceae
Source: the annotation of a GenBank genome assembly
GCCAUGCGCGCACCACCUCGCACCAGCGUUCCUGAUCCUUUAACAGGACUGGUCUCAAAAGUUCUUUGGUCAAAAGCUUUUUGCCCAAAAACUCCCCUAUGACUAAAAUGCUGUUCGUUAAGGUCGGUGUAGCCAUACAGCCUGAUUUGCCAGGUUGCCACCAAGCGCCCAACAAACAGCCUCCUCCUCAUGUAUAUGAUUUCGCUCUGCCCUUCCAACCAUGUUUUAUUUCUUUUCACACUCGCGCCGGGUAGGGCUUCGCCAUAGAUAAUAGCCGAAAUAAGCACCUGUCGACAGAAAAACACAGCUCUCUACUAUGGACUGCUCCAUCGCCACCGACAGCUCUUUUGGGCCGCGUGUUGCUCCCUGCCACCGACAGUUCGACUUUACACUCGCUUUUGAGCACUGGGUUCUUACGUUGAUCCCUGAGUUAUGCUUUAUCCUGUGUGGUACGGUUCGCUGGCUCUGGAUGCACAACGCGUUCCCAAAGGUGCACAAGCUACAGUCUCUCAGUCUUCCCAGAGCCAAGCUAGCAGCUGCAAGUCUCCUCCUCGCCCUAAAGACUGCAUCGUUGGUGCUGUGGGCUACUUCCGGACCACUGGAGACACCGGCAUCUGCUGUCGCUUCUGUCGCUGCCUUGAUCGGCGCUGGGGCCUUGCUUGUUUUCUCACAAUACGAACACAAUCGCAUAACCCGACCGUCGACUCUCAUCUGCCUCUAUCUGCUGAUGACCACCUUCUUCGAAACAGCUCAGGUGCGGACGCUUUAG